Penicillium odoratum is the source of this 1068-nucleotide messenger RNA. RefSeq lists its product as uncharacterized. The record is from RefSeq and is a predicted model, not a curated record. Lineage: Eukaryota; Fungi; Ascomycota; Eurotiomycetes; Eurotiales; Aspergillaceae. The transcript has a single exon. The coding region runs from base 1 to 1068 and encodes 355 amino acids.
AUGGCCAAUAUAACUGCCGCCGGUGAUGGCAUCACUGGCGGCUAUAGGGGCAGCUCACUGGGUAUGCAAAUCACCAUCGCGACUCUCGCCGGCGUCACUUGGUAUAAUGCAUUCGAGCUUGUCACCCUUCUUUUCGUGACCUUUGCACAAUAUCGCGGUCUAUACUUCUGGAGUUUACUUAUUUCAUCGUCCCUUGGUCUAAUACCAUACUCUCUGGGCUUCCUAAUGAAGUUCUUCGACCUUACAUCCGCAACCUGGUUGCCUGUCACUUUGCUUACCAUCGGAUGGUGGUGCAUGGUAACUGGCCAAUCGAUUGUUUUAUACUCACGCCUUCAUUUGGUCAUAUCCAAUCAACGGGUCCUACGGCGCGUCUUGGCUAUGAUUGUGAUUGAUGCCAUCGCGCUGCAUAUCCCAACUACCGUCCUAACAUACGGUACCAAUCUGGCCGACCCCAACAGUCCCUAUAUUCGUGGUUAUAAUGUGAUGGAAAAAAUACAGAUGACUGGCUUCUGUCUUCAAGAGUUUGUUAUCUCGGGCUUGUACAUUUGGGAAACGGUGCGCAUGUUACGUCUCGAUCCGGAUCGCACCAAGCGCAAGAUCCAGUGGCAGCUUCUCAUUAUCAACACUAUCAUCAUCAUUCUGGACUUGGGGUUACUGGUUGCCGAAUACAUGAACUACUAUAUCAUGGAAACUAUGCUUAAGGGGUGCGUGUACAGCAUCAAGCUGAAGCUCGAGUUCGCCGUCCUGGGUAAACUCGUCCACCUUGUCCACAACCACAUCUGGAAACCUGAGUCCUUCUCCGGGCCCGAAAAUCUCCCCGACUUUGUCGAUGCAACGCGCGUUCCCUCCGAUGUCACUCACGCCGCUCCCACAUUAAACAUCCGGACUCCAGACUGGAUGGAUGCCGACGAUAUCUCCAUCGCUAUGUUUGAGCAUUGCCCACCUACCAAUUCCUCUGAUGCUUCUGGCGAAACCCACCCCGUACACCCCACCGAUUUUACGAAUCCUUUUGUUCGAUAUCAGCGACACUCUUCUCGGUUAUCUGAGAAGCCUCGGAAACCAGGGUAA